Phacochoerus africanus (Common warthog) is the source of this 1432-nucleotide messenger RNA. Its product is annotated as feline leukemia virus subgroup C receptor-related protein 2-like. The record is from RefSeq and is a predicted model, not a curated record. Gene Ontology annotation, biological process: heme export. NCBI's taxonomy places the organism in Eukaryota, Metazoa, Chordata, Mammalia, Artiodactyla, Suidae. The transcript is spliced from 7 exons. Gene Ontology annotation, cellular component: membrane. Gene Ontology annotation, molecular function: heme binding; heme transmembrane transporter activity.
AUGGGUCAACCAGCACAUCUCCUGGAGUCUCCUCCAGGGGGGUCUCCUCCCCUGCCUGCCGCCUUUGCUGGGAGAGGGUGCGGGGUGGGGAGCCCUCCUGGUGUAAAGCGUUGUGCUGAGUGGUCCAUGCAGAUGAGCUCUGAGCCCUCAGAGCGACCCCCUGAGCUGGAUGGUAAGGACCAGGCACUUGGAAUUGCCGUUGGCUUCUUGGUCCCGCCUGUCUUGGUGCCUGACAUCGACAACCAGGCUGAGCUGGCCUACCACAUCAGCAUCAUGUCUUACAUAACUGCAGGGGUGGCCACUCUGCUUUUCAUCCUUGUCAUGAUUGUGUUCAAGGGGAUCCUAAACAUGCCCCCAGCAGGGCCCAGGUCCCCUCCUGCUUUGUGUUUAAGUUCUAUCAUCCGACUCUUCAAAAACCUCAACUUUGUGCUGCUCCUCAGCUAGGGUCUGAAUGCUGGUGCUUUUUACUCCUUGUCCACUCUGCUGAAUCGCAUGGUGAUCUUGCACUACCCGGUAAGGGGGACCACCUUAGUGGUCUAUAUCAUGACUCUGCUGGGCGUGUUGGUUUACACAUUGACCUUGAACCUGGGAUACCUGUGGAUAGUUUACGUAACUCCUAGUAUAUGGGGCAACUUCUUUAUGACUGGCUACCUCCCUCUGGGAUUUGAGUUUGCCGUGGAGCUGACAUACCCAGAAUCAGAAGGCAUGUCGUCCGGCCUCCUCAACGUGUCUGCCCAGAUAUUCGGGAUCAUCUUCACCAUCUCCCAGGGCCAGAUCAUCGACACCUACGGAACCAUGCCUGGCAACAUCUUCCUGUGUGUGUUCCUCACGCUUGGAGUGGCCCUCACUGGUGAGCUGGGGCCUCAGGGCCCGGUGACGCUCUGACUGCUCACGGCUUUAGGCUGCUGGCAGUUUGGGACCCAGUGUCCUCAUUGGUCCUACAGCUCAGGGGUACACAUGCAGUGGGACAGAGGGGAGGGCCUGUGAGCAAGUCUGUUUUGGAGGCAGCAGCAUAUUUUAGUGGAAGGAGCCUGGGUUUGUGGCCCGAGAAACCCUUGUUAGAAUCCUGGACUGUGACACUGACCUCCAGAGCUGUUUGACCUUGGACUAGUGCACCAACUUCUGGGAGCCUCACUUUCCUAAUCUGUAGGAUGAGAUUGCUGUGAGGUUUGGAGCAAUGCGUGCAGACUCCCUGCGGAUACCAGUGGUCUGGGAAGGAGGCCUGUGUCCUCACUGGCUUCUGCCUGUCAGGGACAGUGGGACCUGCAGUCUCUCUCAGGUUGUCUGACGCAACCCCCACUUCCCUGGAAGAUCUGAAGGGGGUGGGGUACCUGUGAGCCUUAGGAGGACAGGGCUCCCCCUCCUGGAUGCACUUGACCCCUGGUCUGCUUGGUAACUGUCUCUGUUGCCCUUCCUAUCUGCACUUUUGCUU